Messenger RNA from Lotus japonicus, 357 nucleotides. RefSeq lists its product as uncharacterized. The record is from RefSeq and is a predicted model, not a curated record. Gene Ontology annotation, biological process: translation. Gene Ontology annotation, cellular component: cytosolic large ribosomal subunit; ribosome. Bases 1 to 357 code for a protein of 118 amino acids. The transcript has 5 exons. Lineage: Eukaryota; Viridiplantae; Streptophyta; Magnoliopsida; Fabales; Fabaceae. Gene Ontology annotation, molecular function: RNA binding; structural constituent of ribosome.
AUGGUGAAGCAUAACAAUGUCAUCCCUAAUGGACACAUCCGUAAGCAUGGGCAGAACUAUGUCAAGACAUGGUUCAAUCUACCUGCCCGCAAGACAAGGAGACGGAUAGCUGGUCAGAAGAAGGCUGUUAAGAUUUUCCCCUGGCCUACUGCUGGUCCUCUCAGGCCUAUGUUGAUCAUGGAGAGCUCUGGAUCUGUCCUACCCCAAGCAGCCUCUGUUGCUGCAGCGCACUCAUUACUUCCACGUCCAGCCCAUGUCACAGAGGUUCCAACAUCGGAAGUUCAGGUCCAAUUAUCAGCUGAGUUGACCCGUGUGACUUUCCCAGACAACUUCCAUGCUGCUACUUCUUGUCUUUAA